This is a messenger RNA of Cherax quadricarinatus, 3144 nucleotides long. Its product is annotated as zinc finger protein 549. Gene Ontology annotation, biological process: regulation of transcription by RNA polymerase II. Gene Ontology annotation, molecular function: DNA-binding transcription factor activity, RNA polymerase II-specific; RNA polymerase II cis-regulatory region sequence-specific DNA binding. Gene Ontology annotation, cellular component: nucleus. NCBI's taxonomy places the organism in Eukaryota, Metazoa, Arthropoda, Malacostraca, Decapoda, Parastacidae. The record is from RefSeq and is a predicted model, not a curated record.
CAGUGAGGUUGAGUGUGAGCACUAACAGUGAGGUUGAGUGUGAGCACUAACAGUGAGGUUGAGUGUGAGCACUAACAGUGAGGUUGAGUGUGAGCGCCAACAGAUGGCGCUCACUACCAGUGCUCUGGCAGCUACACUACACAAUAUGGACAUUGUUAUGGUGCUGUGACGACCUAUUUUGUGGACAUUUUCCGCUGUGGUAGUUCAGCCAGUCCUUUCACGUUUUGAAUAUGUCUGCAUUAGAGUGUUCACCACCCACUCACAAAUGUGUGUUCUGUAACCAGCAGUUCUUCACAAAACUUGAUCUUCAGAACCACUUUAGGCGCCAUGCUAAUGGUGAAAUUGAUAUCAAAGGUCAACCAAAAGUUCAACAGAGUACAAAUGAAAAGCUGGAUGUCAGAGAUGACAACAAGAGUUUAGAGGCAACAGAUGAUAGAGGAUCGGGAAGUGCUACCAAUAGCAAAAAAGGACACACAGCUGUGUGUGAUGUUUGUGGGGAAAACUUUCACACUGUAUCACUUGCCAUAUCUCACAAGUUCCGCAAACAUCCAGAGUCUGUCAUCAAGCAUUACUGUCCUCACUGUGGCAUGAUGUUCCCUAUCAAGUUAAAUCGUGAUAAGCACUUGCUAACUCAUCCUGGCACAGCUCCAAAGCAGUUAUUUCCCUGCCUUACCUGUGGAGUGGCAUUUUACAACCAGAGAGCCAGAAAGUUCCACAUGACUUCUGCACAUAAAGGGGAAGUGGUGCAGUGCAACUUGUGCUCGGCUCUGUUUUACUCCAAGAGGGCCUAUGAGGCACACAAUCACCACCAUCGUGAGAGUGACAUGUUUGCCGCCAAUGAAGAGAUGAGGCAACAAGUAGUGCAUAGGAUAGAUCAAGACUUUGAUCAGCGUAGGGUUCCUUCAACUUUAGAACGUUAUCUCUCUGCUUCUGCCAUGAGAUUGAAUCGUUCUGCUACUUGGCGUAAUAUUCGAGCUGCGAGAAGGACUCAAGUUACAGAAAAGCCUCAUUUCCCAUCAGAAACAUUACUGUGUAAAGACAACAUACCACCCAAGAUGUCAUGUGCUGAAACUUCAUCAAAUAUGGAAAUAGGGAAUCAGGUAGAGGCUUCCUUGGAAGUUAAAUCUCCUUUGCUAUCAGCAAGUGGACUGGGUAUGGGUGACAGUGAAGAGAUACCUAAAGGGUUUGAUGAGAAACCAGAAAAGAGAACUAUAGAUAAAGGAGUUGAUACUUUCAUCCAAGAUGAGAAUAUGUGUUGGGAGUUAGAGGAGAGAGUUGGAGCUAAAAAGAGAAUAAUGAAUUAUCCUGAAGAGGAUGAUUGUGAUAUAAGUAGCUUAGGGACUGUGAAUCCAGACUCUGUCAUGUCUAACCCAAGAGUCAUAAUUGGAGAAGGUAGCACCAGUGAUACCAUUUUAGGAAAGUCUGAUGAACAGAUAAAAGAUAAAAAUUAUGUACAAAAUGAGAAUUCAGACAAGAAUGAGACAAAGAGAGGACAAGGAAGCCUUUGUACUGACUUUCAGCUAGAAGGCAAGGACAGUAAUGGAAGUGACACUGGAGAAUUAGUGGUAUGAAAUAUCAAUGUACUAGCAUAGAAAUUUUGAAAAUAAUGAUUGCAUUGAUGUAUAGUUAAACUGUAUAUAAUACAGCAUUUCCUCUUGUCUAUACAAGGAUUUCCCUGACAACAAUUCCUUUUCUUUGUAUAAGUUUGUCUGUAAAUUGAGCCUGAUUUUUGAACCUGCAGCCCUUGGGUGAGCAACACACUUUAAUAAGUGUAUAGAAGUGUAAUGGGUGGUUCAGUUUAGGCCCUGUUGUCUUGGUCGGCUAGUUUUGGUAAGUUGGUCUAGCAUUGCUCCUCUUCUGUCUGGUAGUGGGCUUUGUGCUAAUCUCAGGUUUUUGCUGCUUGGAUUUAUGGCAAAUACAUUUUUUUCUUUUUAGGUUCAGAAUGAUUUUUGUAAAAUUAUUGCAUGCACGAAUUUUCGCUUGCCUUAUUCGGCAAGAAGAGCGUUGCUGUUUUUUGGUAAUGAUCCACUUUGCUAUAUAGCAGGCUUCUGUGAACUGUGCAUUCAGAUAGUGAUGGACGGGUGACGUAAUGCUCAGCCUGACAACAAACUGUUGUAGGAUUGUGUAUUUAGUGAGGACCAAGUGAGGCAACAGAGGGUAGGUAUCUUUUGGAUCCUUUGGCUACCACCAAGCUGCCCACUCAUAUAUUCCUUACCAUUAACCCUGGGUUUAAUGUGUAUGGUGCCUUAUCUUGUUGGACACUGUGGUGAGUAGGGAUAUGUAUCGCAUAUUUGGUUGUCACUUUACGUGGAUGACUUCGCUAUAGCUUAUGCAGGCGCUGAAUGUCACCUGGUAGCGGCCUCCCUUCAAGAUGCAAUUGAUCAAGUUUCCAAUUGGGCUACUUCUCAUGAAUUUAACCCUUAAACGGUCCAAACGUAUAUAUGUUUGUGGUUAUAGGGGGGUGGGGGCAGGAGGAAAGAGGAGUGAUUGGUGGAAUGAUGAAGUAAAGGGUGUGAUAAAAGAGAAAAAGGUAGCUUAUGAGAGGUUUUUACAAAGCAGAAGUGUUAUAAGAAGAGCAGAGUAUAUGGAGAGUAAAAGAAAGGUAAAGAGAGUGGUGAGAAAGUGCAAAAGGAGAGCAGAUGAUAGAGUGGGAGAGGCACUGUCAAGAAAUUUUAAUGAAAAUAAGAAAAAAUUUUGGAGUGAGUUAAACAAGUUAAGAAAGCCUAGGGAAAAUAUGGAUUUGUCAGUUAAAAACAGAGUAGGGGAGUUAGUAGAUGGGGAGAUGGAGGUAUUGGGUAGAUGGCGAGAAUAUUUUGAGGAACUUUUAAAUGUUAAGGAAGAAACAGAGGCAGUAAUUUCAUGCACUGGUCAGGGAGGUAUACCAUCUUUUAGGAGUGAAGAAGAGCAGAAUGUAAGUGUGGGGGAGGUACGUGAGGCAUUACGUAAAAUGAAAGGGGGUAAAGCAGCUGGAACUGAUGGGAUCAUGACAGAAAUGUUAAAAGCAGGGGGGGAUAUAGUGUUGGAGUGGUUGGUACUUUUGUUUAAUAAAUGUAUGAAAGAGGGGAAGGUACCUAGGGAUUGGCGGAAGAGCAUGUAUAGUCCCUUUAUAUAAAGGGAAAGGGGACAAAAGAGACUGUAAAAUUA